This is a messenger RNA of Bursaphelenchus okinawaensis, 842 nucleotides long. The record is from the annotation of a GenBank genome assembly. Lineage: Eukaryota; Metazoa; Nematoda; Chromadorea; Rhabditida; Aphelenchoididae.
AUGUCUAUGCGAAACCUGUGCCGGUCAUUCCGGUCAGGGUUAACCUUGGCGACUGCCCCAGGGGCUAUAGCACCACCGCCAGUACCCUUGAACAUUCCUGGAGACAACAAUGUUGUUAAUCAAAUAAAGAUUCUGCCACCUGCCCACACAAAAGUCUAUUGUUUUCCGACACCAGAAAAGGUUGCAAUGGAACUUCCUACACUGAAGACGUUGAUAUUGGAUAAGUCGGAUCCGCAGAGUCUUAAUGUAAGUAUAUAUUUUUUUGUUUAUUCACAUUUUAGUUGCGAAUUGAAGAACCGACCUCCAAUAAAGCUCCGUUGAUUGCUGGACCCCGUAUGUUGACAAUCAGGAGAAAGAAGAUGAAGAAGCACAAGAGACUGAAGAGGUAUCACAGAGACUACUUUAAAUAUCAAACUCAUCACCGAAAGAAGAAGGCCAAAGUAUGUGUUUAAAAAAAUAUUAUACUAUAUAUUUUAGUAGUGAAUUUGUAAACUAGUAUUUUAAAUAACAUUUUUUACUAAUUUCAGGCUGAAGGUUUGUUCCGUCAACGGAUGCACGCUAUUAUAGAUGAGUUAGAGACAUUCGAUCCUCUUGAACAUGUCAAAGAUACGAUUGCUCGUGCUGAACGUACAUGGGAAACGUCGUUGGCAGGUUCCGGAAGAAAGAAGUACCCGCAUUGGUCUCAGUUGAUGUCGUUAGAAGAGUUGUAUGGUCUGCCAAAGAUUACUCGCAUCGACAAGUCAUACGGCCGACCGGCUCCAGAAGACGAGAAGAAGAUCGACCAGUUGAGGAAAGAAUACUUUAGGGAUUAUACGAGGGUGACGGCCAAGAAGGCAGAUUAG